AUGUAUAGAAGAAAUAGACCACGGGAUUUAGGAGUGAAAAACAUUAAGACCAAUUUCAGACAUCAACUCCACAAAAAUAUCAACAACUUUUCUGAAGACAGAACUCAAAUCCCAUCCUCUCCCACUCUCCCGUCGAGAACGAAGCCUGUCUCCAAAGUAUCAGCACAAAAUUUAAUUUCUGAAACAGGUUCGUGGAUUUCAAAAUUCCAAAGAAUGAAAAGUAUCAAUCAUUACGAAAAUAGUGAUGAAGCUAGCCCACUUUUGCCCCCUACUGAUGCUAAUACUGCUCUAAACAAUCAGGUCGUUCUUAAGAAGCCCACCAAUCGGAGAAUGAUUAUUCCUAAAACGGUAGUUCACAAUAAUUUAAUGAGUUCAAAUCAAGCUAACAGGACUGGUGUAUUGUCUCCUGGACAAAGAACUAAGAGGAAUAAGGGAUUCACCAGCUUUUCGCCCAACCUCAGACAAAUGGAAGCUCGAAGGAACAGAAAGCUCAACACUAUAAAAAUGCCUGUCAGCAUCAAGAAAGUAUCUAAACUAUCUUCAAAAGAAGAGCUUACUUCCAAUACCUCUCGAUCAGUAGAAGACAGUGAAGAAUUAGCCAAGCUGAAGUCUGAGUACGAAAGCUUGCAUAAAGAGAAUACCAAGUUAGUAUCAGAGAAUGCUAGUCUGAACUCUAAAGUUCAGAAGUUAUCCCUGUUCCUCAAAGUUAAAAAUUUCAAAGAUGAAGGGAAGAAUGAUAUCGAUGCUUUAACGCCUGAAUUGCACAAAGCAUUUGAGCAAGAGUUAUGCUCGAUUAAGAAAUCUUUCACAAGUGAGAUUGAAGAUCUUCAAGAGAUGUUAGCUACGAUGAGCGAGGAUUUUUGAAAAAUUCAAACUGAGAUGAGUUUGAAAUUGAAAGAAACAUUCAACAUUAUUUUAGAGAAGGAUGUAGUCAUUCAAGAGCUUGAGGAUCAAAAGGAAGAACUAGAGAGAUAUUUUCACAGACAAAAGAAGAAUUUCAUUGAAGCUAGUGAAUAUAACCAUGUCACUACUGAAAAUUCAGCUCUCAAGAGCAAUCUGAAAAUUAUGAAUUCCCGUCUAGAGGUUCUUGAAAAGGCGAACCAAAACCUUCUAGUCAAAGCUUUACAAAUUAAAGCUAAAUGCUCGUGAACUGGCAAGGAGCCAGAGCCUCUUCAAGUCAAUGACCUAGAUGCUGAACUGAAAGCUAUUGAGGAACAAUCCGAACACACUGCUUAAAAUACAAAUCAAAAUUAGGAACCUUACCUUGGCUAAAGGAUAGGCUAAACUUAUAGAUAAAUAAAGAUUU
Molecule: messenger RNA, 1306 nt
Organism: Moneuplotes crassus
Lineage: Eukaryota; Ciliophora; Spirotrichea; Euplotida; Euplotidae
Source: the annotation of a GenBank genome assembly